CGCAGACGUCUUUGCGCUGUUGAAAUCAAUUGCGGAUAUGAGCCAGUCAGACCUCUUCCGCUCGUCCGCUGCGAAAGGGGGAUUCUUUCACUGCGACUGGCACAACUUUGCGACUUAAACGUAGUAAAGCAAGAGCUAUGGUCUCGCACCCUGCAUCACUCCUCAUGGCACACCUCCGCACGGCCGCUGUUCCUACAGUGGGUAGGUGUCUAUUCAGAAGCUUUGCGCCUGCCUCGCGAGCUUGCGUCGCCCGCAAUGGCAUUCGCUGCCUGUCGUCCACUACGCCUCGCCGCAGCGCCUUCGCAGUCAACGACCUGACCCAAGUCUUUCACGAUGUUGCACCCCUGCGCAAAUUUCGUCGCGAACUUCUGCUGAACAGCCGUACCGUAGGCCUCGUUCCAACCAUGGGUGCACUUCACGAAGGGCAUCUCUCGCUGGUACGGACGGCAGCAGAGGAAAACACGGACGUCUGGGUCACGGUCUACGUGAACCCUACACAAUUUGGCCUCAACGAAGAUCUAGCCUCAUAUCCGAAGACGUGGGAGACCGAUAUGGAGAUGUUGCGCGACCUGGACAGACAGCUGGCGAGAGAGGGCAAGGGCCGAGUCUCUGCUGUCUUUGCGCCGAGCACCAACACCAUGUACCCAACAUCACCGCCAGACAGCGCCAUACCGGGCGUGGGAAGCUUCAUUGAGAUGCGUCCGCUGGGCCAACUGCUGGAGGGCGCUUCGAGGCCCGUCUUCUUCCGCGGUGUAGCCACUGUGUGCAUGAAGCUUUUCAACAUCUGCACACCGGACAGCGUAUACUUCGGCCAGAAGGACGCGCAACAAACGGUCGUCAUCAAGAAGCUGGUCAAGGACUUCCAUCUGGACACAAAGGUUCGCAUCUGCGACACCUCGCGCGAGCACGACGGUCUGGCGCUGUCGUCGCGCAAUGUGUACCUCGGUGAGCGCCGACGUAAGGUAGGCAUUGUGCUGAAUCAAGCACUGCGGAAGGCAGAGGCACAGUACACCGCUGGCAAGCGGUUGCGCGGCGAUAUCCUUUGGCCUGCAGUCGACCAUGGAGACCGCGUCCAGCACGAGCAGGAGAACAUCCAGCCGAGCAAGCGAGUACUGUUCCAGGUCGACUACCUCAGCCUCGCAGAUCCCGACACAAUGGAGGAGGUCGAGAAGGUUGACGAGACGAAAGGUGCGAUUCUGAGCGGCGCCGUCAAGAUGCUCCCUGUAGAAGAGCCCCAAGAGGGCGAAGAACUAGGUCUUGGAGGCGGCCAGGUUGCUGUGAGGCUGAUCGAUAACAUCGUUCUCAAGCCUACAGCUUGAUGCUCAGAACAAUACAAUGCAUUUACAGAUGCCCCGCUACAUCACGUACCAAGCUGCUCGUUGUCA
This is a messenger RNA of Boeremia exigua, 1385 nucleotides long. RefSeq lists its product as uncharacterized. Lineage: Eukaryota; Fungi; Ascomycota; Dothideomycetes; Pleosporales; Didymellaceae. Gene Ontology annotation, molecular function: pantoate-beta-alanine ligase activity. The transcript has 2 exons. Gene Ontology annotation, biological process: pantothenate biosynthetic process. The record is from RefSeq and is a predicted model, not a curated record. Bases 138 to 1319 code for a protein of 393 amino acids.